Meloidogyne enterolobii is the source of this 293-nucleotide messenger RNA. The record is from the annotation of a GenBank genome assembly. NCBI's taxonomy places the organism in Eukaryota, Metazoa, Nematoda, Chromadorea, Rhabditida, Meloidogynidae.
CUGGGGGAGAGUGGGAUGAAAUGCCUUCUACAUCGCAAGGGCAAACAGAAUAUUAUCAUUAUGGAAAAGACGAAUGUGAAGAGGAAUAUGAUGAAGAGGAAUAUGAAGAAUAUGAAACUGAUGACAGGAUUCGAGAAUAUGAUAAUACUGAAGGACUGUGGCAAGAAAUGCCUUCUACAUCGCAAGGACAAACAUCCCAUCAUUAUGAUAAUUGGGAUGAGGAUGUUUCACAGUAUAAUCCAGACAUACAUAUUCAAUUCGGAGGAAUGAAUAUAAGUGGUAAAAUUUUAUAA